CAUUUUGCCCUUUUCUUUGUUCAACGCAACGCAACGCAACGCAACAAACCCUGUCGUUUCGUAUUCUCACACAUCAAAGGGCAAACAAAGAGAAAAAGGUUCCAAUAACCAUUAAUCAAUUUUCCCAUUCUCUUAACAAUUUCAAUUUACUAGAAGGUUCAAUUCAAUGGGUAACGCGCAAGUGCAAAACGGUGUCACUGCUCCUUCUUCCUCUGCUUCGAACCAACCAACAGCACCAGCAGCAUCAGCAACACCGGCAGCGCCAGCUACGGCAGCAACAGCUGCAACAUCAGCAACAGCAUGUGAAGUGUCGAAUGCACCGAAGAAGAAGAAAAUCUGUUGCGCUUGUCCUGACACGAAGAGGCUGCGAGAUGAGUGCAUAGUUGAACACGGGGAGGAUGCUUGUGCCAAGUGGAUUGAAGCUCAUCGAAUUUGUCUUCGUGCUGAAGGAUUCAAUGUUUGAGAUUAAUCGGUAAUUCUUUGAAAUAAUAAUAAGAAUUGUUAUAGGAUCAUGAUAAUGAUGAUUUUUUUUGUUUUUGUUGGAAUUAUAGAAUGCUUAUUUAGUUCAAAUUAUAAAAAUUUCAGCGGAUUUAUGGUUUUAUAUUUUGGUUUAAAUUCUUCUUAUGAUAGUAGUAUAGUAUACUACUGAUUGUAUUCAGCUACUUAUUUAACAUUUGAAUAACACUUAUGGAAGGCGUGUCUACAUGCCAUAGCAUAGCAACACAUGUGAUUUAAUGGAUUUAUGACAUUUUCUCAAA
Molecule: messenger RNA, 758 nt
Organism: Medicago truncatula (barrel medic)
Lineage: Eukaryota; Viridiplantae; Streptophyta; Magnoliopsida; Fabales; Fabaceae
Product: cytochrome c oxidase copper chaperone 1
Exons: 1
Coding region: 167-463 (98 amino acids)
Cellular component (GO): mitochondrial intermembrane space
Molecular function (GO): copper chaperone activity; copper ion binding
Source: RefSeq, a predicted model, not a curated record